This is a messenger RNA of Dromiciops gliroides (monito del monte), 1691 nucleotides long. It is a transcript of the gene HCAR1, whose product is annotated as hydroxycarboxylic acid receptor 1. Gene Ontology annotation, molecular function: G protein-coupled receptor activity. Gene Ontology annotation, cellular component: membrane. NCBI's taxonomy places the organism in Eukaryota, Metazoa, Chordata, Mammalia, Microbiotheria, Microbiotheriidae. Bases 507 to 1535 code for a protein of 342 amino acids. Gene Ontology annotation, biological process: G protein-coupled receptor signaling pathway. The transcript has a single exon. The record is from RefSeq and is a predicted model, not a curated record.
GCAAACAAGCUUUUGGUGCCUUUCAGGCAGUUUGUGCUAGUCAGUCUAGAGAGAUUUCAGGGAGAAACAGGUCAGCUGAAAAUGAAAAUUAUCCCAACCACUUCUUGGGCCAGAAAAAAGGAGACACUGCGAUCGGCAGUAAGAGACGCGUUGGAUCUGUUCGCUGCUCCCUGGGAAAGGACUGCUUAACCAGUGGGCUCGAUGCACUUCCAAGCCUAGCACUGGCUCGCAUACCACUUUUCUCCAGGGUUGGCCUCUAGCUUGUGAGCUGGGUCAAGGGAGGCCCCUCUGACUUUGUCAUUUCCUGACUCAUAUGUCUGUUCCUGCGGUGGUGGAGAUGAGAUGCGUGUGAUGUGAGACACCUGCAUCCCACAGCGGUAAAAUUAGAGAAGCGACUGCCUGGCCGAUGCCAGCGGACUGUAGACAGAGGCUCAGAUAGCUUUCGGCUCAGCUGGCAGACUGGCAGAAACUGCCUGUCUUGCCAGAUCCCUGCUUCUCUCCCAGUCAUGAACGGAACUUGCUGCCUCAUCAAAGGGGACACCAUCGCCCAGGUGAUGCCUCCCUUGCUGGUCCUGGCAUUUGUGCUCGGAGCCUUGGGCAACGGCCUGGCUCUGUGUGGUUUUUGCUUUCACAUGAAGUCAUGGAAACCAAGCACCAUCUACCUUUUCAACUUGGCCGUGGCUGACUUUCUUCUGAUGGUAUGCCUUCCCUUUCGGACUGAUUACUAUCGGAAAAAUCGGAAAUGGGUUUUUGAAGACAUCCCUUGCCGGGUAGUACUGUUCAUGCUAGCUACCAACCGAGCCGGGAGCAUCGUGUUUCUCACGGUGGUAGCUGUGGAUCGUUAUUUCAAGGUGGUCCACCCCCAUCACACCUUGAACACCAUCUCUAACCGGACGGCAGCUUGCAUCACCUGUGCCCUCUGGGUCAUGGUCAUUGUGGGAACUCUGUAUCUGCUGACUGAGAACCACCUGUGUGUGCAGGGCAGCACAGUGUCUUGUGAGAGCUUCAUCAUGGAGUCUGCUAAUGGCUGGCAUGACAUCAUGUUCCAGCUGGAGUUCUUCCUGCCACUGGGCAUCAUCUCCUUCUGCUCCUUCAAUAUCAUUGGGAGCCUGAGGCAGAGGAAGCAGCUGACCAGGCAAACCCGGAUGAAAAAGGCCACUCGAUUCAUCAUCGUGGUGGCUGCGGUGUUCGUCAUAUGCUACCUGCCCAGUAUCUCCGCUCGACUGUACUUUCUCUGGACGGUCCAAUCUAGUGCCUGUGAUGGAUCUGUGCAUGUGGCCCUUCACGUCACCCUCAGCUUCACCUAUAUGAACAGCAUGCUGGACCCCCUGGUGUACUAUUUCUCAAGCCCCUCCUUCCCAAAAGUCUAUACCAAGUUCAAGAUCUGGGGUCUGAGACCCAAGCGCCCAGGAGAAUCCAAGACACAGAAUCCAGAAGGAAUGCCAACAUCCAAACUCUGCCCAAAGAGUUGUAUUGCUCUGGAAAAUAGCUCCAGAAGCCAUCCAGAUGGUCAGUGGGACCUCCAAACAUUUUGAGUGCCAUGCCCUGACUGAAUUCAUUGGGAUGCCAAAGAGACAUGUGAGAUGGAAGUGAUUUGUGGGAAGUGAGGGUGGGAGUAGGGGAUGAAGACGAAGUUAUCUUUGAAAAUAUUGCCUUCUCUAGGUAUAUCCCCAAGGAAUGGAUGGAAUCCC